GUUGCCGUCGCGGGUCCGCGGGUGCACUGGGUGUCCUCUCCACAGCAGCUGUAUGCGCUGGGUCGGCGACUGAGGCGGGAGCGGCAGGUGGGUUUGGACCUGGAGGCCCACUCGCUUCACUCCUACCUGGGGCUGGUGUGCCUGCUGCAGCUGGCAGUGUGGAGGCCUAGCAGCGGGGGAGGAGGAGGGCGCAGGCAGCAGCAGCAGCAGCAGCGAGGGAGGACAGCAGCAGCAGCCGCACGCGGCAGGGGCAGUAAAGAGGAUGGUGGUUAUGAUGAUGAGGAGGAGGAGGAAGAGGAGGAGCAGGUGGAAGGCGGGGACGAAGGGUGUGAUGAUGGUGGUGGAGAGGUCUGGUUGGUGGAUGUGUUGGCGCUGCAUGACCACGUGGGGCCGGCGCUGGGAGGCCUCUUUGCUGACCCACGGGUCGUUAAGGUGGUGCACGGUGGCAGCAAUGACGUCAUCUGGCUGCAACGCGACUUCCGUACCUACCUGGUCAAUGUGUUUGACACGGAGAAGGCAUGCCAGGUACUCGGCUACGACAGCCGCGCCCUGUCCUCUCUGCUGCGUCGCCACUGCUCCCUGGACCUGUCAGCCGCAGCCAAGGCGCAGGGGCAGCGGGCCGACUGGCGCCGCCGCCCGCUGCCGCCGCCGCUGGUGCGCUACGCGGCCGCUGACGUGGCGUACCUGCCGUACCUGGCGGAGGUGCUAAGGCGGGAGCUGGCGGCGGCGGCGGCGGGGGUGACGGCGGGGAUAGGCUGGUCUGUGCCACCGUCUGAACAGUGUAGUGGGGCAACAAGUGGGACGACGGCGGCGGCGGCAGUGACAGCAGCAGCAGCAGGCGCGGAAGCCCGCGGGGAGGAGGAGGAGGAGGGCGAAGGAGACGGAGGCUACAUCCUCGCUCCGUUAGUUACCGUGGAGCCGCUGCAACCCCUCCUCCGGAAUCAACACAGUGCGGUCGCCGCCGCCACUGCUGCAGCCUCAGCAGCAGCCCCAGCAGCAGCCUCUCGGCCGGUGCCGACGGCGCUAGGCCUUGUGCUGCUACGAAGCCAUCAGGUCAGUCUGACGCUCUACCGAAAGCCGCUUUCGGACGCGGCUGCAAUGACGGCAACUGGGGCAACAGUUGGCGGCGGCGGCGGCGGCGGCAGUAACGGCAGUGACGGCGGCACUCCCGCUGUCGGCACGGCUUCCGCCGCCGCCGCCGCCAUCCUUAAGAAGUUCUUCUCCGCCGGCGGCGGUAACGGUAACGGCCACGUCAAUGGCGGCGGUUGCAACGGUCAUUCUCCAACGGAAGGCGUUCCGUCGCCAAAGGUGUCGGCGGCGGUGGCGACGGAUGCCGUACAUGCCUUAUGUCGCUGGCGCGAUACGGCGGCUCGACGGUACGACGAGUCGCCUCAGUGGGUACUGCUGGAUACGGCAGUGGCGGCGCUAGCGAGCGUUAGGCCGCCGCCGCCGAAUGGUACGGCACUGCUGCGACUGGUUUCGGAGCGAGUGGCGGCUGGGAACAAGCCACUGGAAUCCGAGCCGUACGCAGCUCGCUACGGCAUCAGUACGGCCCUCCGGAGCCAUGCAGAGGCGCUGUGUCGUCUCCUUGCAGCCUGUACAGCGGGGAGGAGGAGUAUCCCCUUAAAAGUAGGGCCCACCGCAGCAGCAGCGGGUGGGGCCACAGUCGCCGCCGCUGUUGCCGCCGGUGCCGGCCAUGCCACGUCAGCAACGUCAGGAGCAACAGCGGCGGUCGCAGGGGUGUCGCCGGCGGCGGCGACAGCUCGAGAGCGGGAGCGGGAGCGACGCAGCUGGUUGAUUGAGAAGUUCAGCGCCAAGAGCCAGGUCUACCAGAACUGCCGCAUGCUGAGUCGCGAGGGGCAGCUGCUGUGCUUCUGUGACUCCCGCAAGCUGGCCUGGUACCUGAAGAAGGGGAUUGCGGUGCAGGUGUGCGAGGAGCCCCCCACCAUCCAGCUGCUGUUCGAGCACCAAAACACCGACCAGGAAGUGGGCGCCGACGACUUCUACACCCAGUCCAAGUCCAACCGCUGUGUGGCGUGCGGCUGCUCCACCCACUACCUGCGCUACCGAGUGCUGCCCGCCUGCUACCGGCGGCACAUGCCGCCCGAGCUGAAGAGCCACCGCUCGCACGACGUGGUGCUGCUGUGCAUCGACUGCCACGAGCGGGCGCAGAAGGCUGCCGAGCGCAUGAAGCGGCAGGUGGCCGCUGACUACCAGGUGCCGCUGCUGCCGCCCAGGACACCAACAACAACAACACCGCUGCAGCAGGCAGCAGCAGCAGCAGCAGGGGGAGGAGGGGGAGGAGGAGCUGGAGCUGGAGCUGGAGCAGGGGGAGCUGCGGUUGAGAAGCCAGAGCAGACCGGCCUGGGACAGGGUCCCAUUGAAGACCUCCGCAGCGGUGGUGGUGAUGUGGGCAGCAGCGGUGCGGUGGGAGCUGAGGCGGAUGCGGAUGUGGGCUGUGGGCUGCCGGGCGGUGUGCACCCCAGUGCCGCCCGGCGUGCGGCGCUGGCGCUGCAGAAGAGCGGCGGACAGAUGCCGCUCAGACGCGUCAGGCAGCUGGAGGGUGUCAUCAAGGCGGCGCUGGGUCGCGACCCGGGUGCGGAGGAGGAGGGGCUGCGGCCGGGGGAUCUGGAGGCGGCAUUGCUGGCGGGUCUGGGACGUCGAGGUCGUAACAAGUUCUUCCGUCACCAGCAACAGCAACAGCAGCAGGACCAGCAGCAACAGCAGCAGCAGGGCCAGCAGCAGCAGCACCUACAAGAGGAGGAGCAGCAGCCCCAGCCCCAGCAGCAGGGAGACGAUGAGGCGGGCGCCGAGGAGGUGAAGCAGCAGCAGGCGGGCAUGCAAGCGGGCGACGAUGAUGGCAGGGAAGCAAGCAGCCAGAGCGGCACCAUGAACACUGCUACUGCUCCUGCCGCUGCUGCUGCCACCGCCUCCGCCACCACCUCCCAGGCCGCAGCUGCAGCAGCUGCCGCCACGACAGCUGUUACCACCGCCACCUCUGCCCCCACCGCUGACCGCUGGCUUGACAGUGGGCACAUGUGGCACGGCGAGCAGGUGGUGGCACGGGCGCUGCGGCGGGGCGGGGAGGGGGAGCUGCUGCAGCUGGUGAAGCGCUUCCGCACCUGCUUCGUGGAGGCGGUGCAGCCCCAGUUCCUGCCGCCCGCCUGGGGGGUGGACCACGCGGCACGGCGGGACUUCGGG
This is a messenger RNA of Astrephomene gubernaculifera, 3201 nucleotides long. NCBI's taxonomy places the organism in Eukaryota, Viridiplantae, Chlorophyta, Chlorophyceae, Chlamydomonadales, Astrephomenaceae. The record is from the annotation of a GenBank genome assembly.